AAAGAAAUUCGUUUGGGAGACAUUUUCGGAACGCGUAGUAUAUAUGUCAUUUUGACAGCGAAGCGAACAUGGCUUACAAGGCAAGAUUAAAAGAAUUCGAUGAUUGUUUGCAAGGGGAUGUUAUCGAUUUGAAGACGCUUAAAAAAUUAUGUUUUAACGGUAUUCCAGACACAGCUGGUUUUAGACCUUUAUGUUGGAAGCUAUUAUUAGGAUAUUUACCUCCUGAGAGAGAAUCUUGGAAGGAUACUUUAGAGAAAAAUAGGAGACUUUAUAAAAAUUUUAUAGAUGAUCUUGUAGUUUUGCCAGGUACUGAAGAUGCAAAUGGUGACAAUAAUUUCUUAGAUCAUCCUUUAAGUUGUAAUCCAGAUAGUCGUUGGCAAACUUUUUUUAAAGAUAAUGAAGUUUUGUUACAAAUUGAUAAAGAUGUAAGGCGACUUUGCCCAGACAUAUCGUUUUUUCAGCAACCCACUGAAUACCCUUGCCAUGAUAUUGUUAGUAGUAAAGAAAUUAAGAGGUUACACACGAGAGUCCAAAGAAGUGUUCUCAAAUGUGCUAAUGUCGAAAGAAAAGGAUUGGGAAUCACUAAGCAGAUUACUUUAUUAUUAAAAAAAGCCCCUGAAGAUUAUGAACCAAUGGCUGAAGGACAAGAAGCUCAUUGGGAAGUGGUGGAACGUAUCUUAUUCCUUUAUGCUAAAUUAAAUCCAGGACAAGGUUAUGUUCAAGGAAUGAAUGAAAUUGUUGGUCCCAUUUAUUAUGCUUUUGCAUGUGAUCCAGAUUUAACAUUUAGAGAACACGCCGAAGCUGAUUGUUUUUUUUGCUUCACAAAUUUAAUGUCGGAAAUCCGAGACUUUUUCAUAAAAACUCUUGAUAGCACCGAUUGCGGAAUCAACAAUAUGAUGACACGUUUGUCAAUGCAACUAAGAAAAAGCGACCUCGAUAUUUGGUUGAGGUUCCAACAACUUGAAUUGCGUCCAGAAUAUUAUAGUUUCCGAUGGCUUACACUGUUAUUAUCACAAGAAUUUCCUUUACCCGACGUAUUAAGAAUAUGGGAUACUUUAUUUUCUGAUGAGAAUCGUUUCGAUUUUUUGAUCUAUAUUUGUUGCGCGAUGAUCGUCGUUUUAAGGGAUAAAUUGAUAAGAGGAGAUUUUCCGUCGAAUUUAAAAUUAUUACAAAGCUUUCCACCGACGGAAAUCCAAAAAAUCCUUCCUAAAUCUUUUGAAUUAUUUCUUCAAAACAGUUAGUUUUGUAUGAAUUUUUUAAACAAAUUAAAAAUACUCAUAAUAUACAACUUUAAAUAAUUAUAAAUAGUUUUUAAGUGUACAUAAUUAAGUUACGAUAUAAAUAAUCAUUGUAAAUCUUUGUUUAUACAUUUUUUAUGUGUAGAAAAAUAAAUAUAUUAAAUUUAA
Messenger RNA from Onthophagus taurus, 1406 nucleotides. The record is from RefSeq and is a predicted model, not a curated record. NCBI's taxonomy places the organism in Eukaryota, Metazoa, Arthropoda, Insecta, Coleoptera, Scarabaeidae.